Messenger RNA from Closterium sp. NIES-67, 2503 nucleotides. Lineage: Eukaryota; Viridiplantae; Streptophyta; Zygnematophyceae; Desmidiales; Closteriaceae. The record is from the annotation of a GenBank genome assembly.
AUUCAGACUGGAAGAACGAAUGUGUCUCCCCGCUUUCCAAACCAGCAAACUUCGUUCCACAUUUCUCACCUUGCUUCGCUGACUGCUGCCUUACGGUUUCUCCCGAACGACCCCCUCGCCGCAUCGCAUCGCAUCGCAUCGCAUCGGACGCAGCACUUUUACUUCCAACGCACUUUCCCAAGCAGCGUGGUGACUCUAGAGUCAGCUCAAGAGCUGACCUUUCCCAUGCACACGCGCCGCCUCUCGUCGCACCGCGAUGCACGUCUGCGUCGUCUGAACUCGCUAACGACCGUCGCACUCCUGGUGCGAUGGGCGCUCGCCGUGAAGCACGCGAGAGCGCUGGCGGGCGAGGCGGGCAUGGAGCACGGCAUGUCAUUAUAUCGCGCGUGGGCCGACGCGUACGGUCUCAAGGACCACCCGCGCUCCCCGCUUCCCCCGCCCACGCUCGAGCUCCCCGCGUCCGUUCCGCCUGCCCCGCACCUGGAGGACUGCGCGCAGGUGUCGUUCUUCCGCUUCAUGGCGGAAGAGCGGGGCGGACCUGGCGGAGGGAAUCCGCCUAAAUGGGCCGUUCAGCCUUCGUGCUGCCACUGCUCGCCACAGACACCCUGGGUGCGGGGAUCAGCUGCUGACAGCUUAGCACGGACGAGGGAGGCGCAGCGAGACAUCUGGGCCAAUCAGAUGCCGCCAGGUGGCUGCGAGGACAGGCGUCUGUUGGUUGCGCCUUGGCCCGAUGCCACCCGCUUCUCACUUGCAUCUCAGCUGCACAGCAUGGCGUCUCUCCUCGCCCUCGCCCUGCUGCACAACAGAACGCUCGUGCCCCUUCCUGGAUCCUUUCAGCCUGCCAACAAUGAAAUCUGCCAAGAAUACCAGCCAAUCGGGGCCAUGGGCGGCCACGGCAGCAUGGGCGACUGGGGUUGCUACUUCUUCCCCAUCGCUUCGCCUCGCUGCUCUGCUGACGUCAGUACAGCCAUGGCUGCCAAUCGCAUGCCGCCGUGUCACCGAGAUGCCUCUCAGUUUGAGCAGCUGGCCACGUCAGCAGACAGGGUGGUGUGUGUGGAUGGGUCUGACGUGGACCAAACGAACAGUGCUGCUCUCUCAUUGGUCGAGGCCCGUGCAACCAAACUCUGGGGAAGGCCGCACCUGGAGCAGCAGGGGCACAGGGAGUACCUGGGGGAGGUGCCACCUGCCGAUGAACUGAAAGAGCAGGUGCACUGGUGGCGGGCGCAGGCGGUGCGCUUCAUGCUGAGGUGGCCAUCAGCCCAUCUCUGCCACGUCAUCAACCGACAGAGGCACACCGCCUACGGCAUGCACGCAGCCAAUCGCAUCGCCUCCCUCCCAGCCACUCGCGUCUCCAUCCUCCAAUCAAUUGCUGCCAGCUCAGCAGGCCCAGCUGCCGCCCAGAAUCUCUCCUUGUCGGCCGAGGCAUCAGACCUGGCAACGCUAGAUUUGAUUCCCGGAUCCGAUUCGUUUCCAGGAUCAAAUCCGGAGUCAGAAGCCAGGCAGAGCAGCAGGGGGAAGGAUCUAGAAGAGAGAGUGUGGGAAGCGAGGGGGUUCGACAUGUGCAGUCAGAGGUGUGGAGGGGUGGGGAGGGGUGAGUAUGGUCGAGUAGGGGGCGAGCCGCUGUUUGCGGUGCGACCCAUGGUGGGUGUGGCGAUGGGGGGGGGGAAGGAGGCUGAUGGAAGGGAGGGAGGAGGAGGAGGAAACGAUGGGGCGCGGGAAGGGAGUGGAGGAAGAGGAGUGGUGACGGCGUCCGUGGUGGGAGUGCAUGUGCAUGUGAUGGCAGCGAAUGUGCUGCGGCUGGGGGAUGUGGAUGCGAGGCACAUGUGGGUCAGCUGGCAUGGUGGUGCGCAGCUGCCACCACCCGACUCCGUUCACUUUCCUGACUGGACUCUCUACCUCCCCUCUCCCUCGGCCUCACCCGACUCCCCCUCACCACACAACCUGCGGCGGCUACUCGAGGAGCAAGCAGCAGCUGCGCCUGCUGCCAGUGCAGGCAGUGCAGCGCCAGCUGACUUUGAAAGCGCAACAGCCCCACUUGGUGCCACUGCCCCUUCGGCUGGGAGCACGGCGGGGGAUGGUGGGAGUACCGGCGCGCCAGCAGAGGUAGGGGAUGUAGGAGCUUCUAGUGCGGCGAGUGAUGGGUGGGAGGAGAGCGAGCAGCUGGCGCGGCUGGUGGUGGGCUCGCAGUGCGAUGGGUUUGUGGGGAUGCAUGGCGACGUGUGGGCGCAGCUGCUGGACCAGCUGAGGGCGACUGGGGGUAGAAGGCAAUUGCGGUUCAUGUACAUUAAUGUGCCAUAAUGCAUUGAAAUUGGAAUGUAUUGGUUGGUUGUAUUGUGUAUGUAUGCACCUGGGUACAGUGUGUAAGCUCCAUGAAGCCAACAGGACAUUGGCUCCUUGACACUCAUCUCAACACAUGUUUUCCUGCCCGUAGCAAAUUGGCACUACCAAUGUUCCGUAACACUGUACCCUUGUACCAUUGUACAACGCUAAACACGCUGAGUAC